This is a messenger RNA of Glarea lozoyensis ATCC 20868, 1356 nucleotides long. RefSeq lists its product as uncharacterized. Gene Ontology annotation, molecular function: zinc ion binding; SUMO ligase activity. The transcript has 3 exons. Lineage: Eukaryota; Fungi; Ascomycota; Leotiomycetes; Helotiales; Helotiaceae. Gene Ontology annotation, biological process: protein sumoylation; double-strand break repair via homologous recombination. Gene Ontology annotation, cellular component: nucleus; Smc5-Smc6 complex. The record is from RefSeq and is a predicted model, not a curated record. Bases 1 to 1356 code for a protein of 451 amino acids.
AUGGCUAGCCGAAGACACCUCGUCCAGCGAUCGCGAAAUACUCAGGAAGAAACAGAUUCUCCUACAAGGACGCCACAGCGUAGUUCUCUGAGUGGUGCGCAGCGGCUGAAUACAGAACUUCCACCAUAUGAACCGCUCGAAUGUGCUCUUACGCCGUCGGCGCGAGAGCAGUUGGAGAGACUGAAGCAUAGUCAUGAUCAUGGCAAAUACAAAAAACACAUCAAGUCCUCAAUUUUAGCUGUCACUGAAGCCGCAACCUCGAGCAAUGACCGACUUUACGAGCGAAAAGCUAUUGCCCUGAAAAAAGCAGAGAAGCGGGAAAAGGAGGGCAGAGAGGAUGAAGAGCCGACGCAGGAGGAAAAGGAGGAUGCGGACUAUCUGAGAAUAUUGAACAGAAAAGUAAAAACAAUGACUCAGGAAACAGAACAGGCAUUGAGGGAGCUUAUUGAUUAUGAUGAUGAGCUGGCUAUGUUCACAAACCGGCUUGAAGUGGUCAUUCAAGCUCUUGGAAACGCCCCUGCUCCCCAACACACCGGACGACGACCAAGAGUUAAUGCUGAUGGAGAGGGUGACUCCGAUGAUCCAGAAGAUCAAGAGCCGGAAGAAGCUGUGCCUGUGAUUGCCCCAUCAGAUAUUUACAAGAGGGCUCUUACAGAGUACGAGAGGGAAUACCGCUCAAAGUCAAUGAGGGCCAGAUAUGAUAUCAAUGACUAUAAGAACUUCAAAAGAGUCGUUCAUGAUGCGCAACACCCCGAGGAAAAUGCACCACCUGUACCUCAUGCGAAUACUUGGUUUCCAGAAGAAAAUGCUAGACCCAACGGCAACGGUGGUGGGGAUGAAUCUAGUGACGACGAGAUUGAGAUUGCAUCUGCAACGGCAAAUCUAAAGGAUCUCUUCACAAUGCAAUAUUUCAAAGAGCCAUGGACCAGCAAAACCUGCGGCCAUACCUUUGAGAGAUCGGCGUUUCUUGACUAUCUUCAGACGAGUGGGACUGAUUGGCAAGAACCUCCUCCAUCUAGACGUCGGGUUAGAAAGGUCAAGUGUCCACAAACAGGUUGUGAUCAGAUGCUUGUACCAGAAGACUUUUCGCUUGACAAGGUUAUUAUGCGACAAGUGAAACGUGCCCAAGAAAUUGAAGCCAGGGGUGAGGAUCCAGAUGAAGAUGACGAUGAAGACGCAGCUCCUCGUGGGACACAAUCUACGCGUCCGCAGGAGCUUGAAAGCGAUGAUGAUGAUGAGGAAGAGGAUGUUCCUGCGCGAGUUUCACGCGUCAAACAAGAACGGGCGACAAGCCGCGCUCCAAUGGGUGGCCGUGGGAGACCUGCUGACGAUUCAGAUAUUGAGAUGGACGACUGA